Frankliniella occidentalis (western flower thrips) is the source of this 4645-nucleotide messenger RNA. It is a transcript of the gene wcy, whose product is annotated as WW domain-containing adapter protein with coiled-coil homolog. Gene Ontology annotation, molecular function: chromatin binding; RNA polymerase II complex binding. Lineage: Eukaryota; Metazoa; Arthropoda; Insecta; Thysanoptera; Thripidae. Gene Ontology annotation, biological process: positive regulation of TORC1 signaling; regulation of autophagy. The record is from RefSeq and is a predicted model, not a curated record. Gene Ontology annotation, cellular component: nucleus. The transcript has 11 exons. Bases 144 to 2510 code for a protein of 788 amino acids.
ACGUCCCUCGUCCACCACCGAAAGUGACAUGGCGUCUGGAAAGAUAGUUUGAUCUUAAGAAGGCAUUAAUGUUGUUUUUAUGACAACAUAUCAACAACCGGGCUAUCCUUAGAGCCGCCCAUAUUAUACAGAGACUUGCAUUGAUGGUAAUGCAUGCAAGGAAACCGCCAAGGAUAAACGAUGGGUACCUCGAAAAACAUCAAGCCCAUCAGUACCAGGUAAUUGCGAAUGAGAACUCCAAGUAUAGCAGCUCUAAAUCUAGCUAUGGGGAUCGGUACAACCAUGAGAGAAUGCGCGAUUCUCCCAAUGGUAACUCUUAUCGCUCAGACAGCCCAGACUCAGGGAGUCCUCGUGAGCGGGACCGCAGCUACCCUAACAAAAGCUCAUUCAUUCAGAAGAUGCGUGAAAAGGAGAGAGAAACCAGAGACUACAAAACUCGAGACAAGUAUUCUGACUGUGCCAGAUCUCCCAAAGACAAGCGCCGUAGGGAGAGCAGGGACUCUGAGCAUCGGACCAACCAUGAUAGGAAUAGCACGGAGGUAAAUUCUUAUUCUAAGGUCAUCCUUCAUUCUUCUAGCAAAGUAACUCACAAUUGCUCAUCCAGAGACUCGUUGAGGAAACCCUCUUUGAUAAUUAAUGUUGUCCAGGAGAAAGAUCUCCGGGAUCGAGUCCCACGAGUCGGCGACUGGUCAGAGCACUUGUCAUCAUCUGGCAAGAAAUACUACUACAAUUGUAAGACGGAAGUGAGUCAGUGGGAGAAGCCGCGAGAAUGGGUGGAACGGGAAAGAGAUAGAGAGAGAGACCGGGAUCGGGACAGGAGCUGCGCAGCUGGCAGCAGUAGCAGCAGCAGCAGCCGCCUGAAGGAACGUGACCGAGAGAGGGAGCGAGACCGUGAAAGGGAGAGGGAGAGAGAACGUGAGCGGGAGAGAGAAAGAGAACGUGAGAGGGAGAGAGAAAGAGAACGUGAGAGGGACAGAGACCGAGAGAGGGAUAGGGAAAGAGAUCGAGACAGGGAAAGGGAUCGGGAUCGGGAUGGAGAUGCCAGACUAUACAGCAGUAGCAGUACCUCUGCCAGAGGAGGCCAUGACAAACAUUCCAAUUCACGUUCAUCAGCCAUCAGCUCCCGAGAGCAGGCUUCCAAAUCACGACUCCUUGGCGGAGACAAACGUGAAGCGUUGUACUGGAGCAACCAAGUACAGACUGGACGUGAGGAUAUGGAAAGGAGGAAACACCCUGACGGUGAGCGAAAAUUCUACAAAAGAGAGACCACCUCGUCCCAGGAUAUGGACAUAUGCUCUGGCGACAGCACGCCGACGUCUGAGACGUGUUACUCCCACACGCACACCGGGCAAAUGAUCCCCACAGUGGUGGACGGUACGACGAGCACCAACAAUGGCAGCCUCGCGGGCAGCGUGCCGCAGGUGGUGGGGGUGCCGCAAGGGGUGCCCCAGGGCCCCGUGCUGCUCGCCAACGCCCUGCCCCGGCUCACGAGCCACCCGCCGCCCUCGCAGCCCUCGCCGCCCACUCGCCUGUACCCGGCGGGGCCGCCCCCGAGCGUGAGCGUCCCGCCCCCUGGCAUGCCCCCGGGCUUGCCGCCGCCGGGGGUACCUCCCCCGGGCAUCCCGCCCCCGUGUCUGCCCCCGCCGGGUGUGCCGCCCCCGGGCGUUCCCCCUCCCGGAGUGCCCCCCUGCCCGCCGGGGGUGCACCCGCCCGGCGUGCUCCCUCCAGGACUGCACCCUCCGGGUGCGCUUACGGGCAUGCCCCCGGGCAUACCGCCACCCGGUGUGGCCCCAGUGAGCGUCGCGGCCAGCAUGGCCACCACAGGCUCUGCGAUCCCGGUCAUCUCGUCAACUCCGCCUACAUCAUCUGUCUCGUCGCCUUGCAAUCCGCCAGUGACUUUAUCAAGCCUGCCUCAUAUUCUGUCACAAAUCACCCAAAGUCAGGAGACAUUAUCUCCAAAGAAAGCUCUUCAAUCCAUUCAGACUAUGUUGUCGACUCAGUCGACUCCAGCGCCUGGUCCCGAAGCACCUCUGGUCGUGGACACGUCUCACGCCGGGCUGGGUGAUGGCCCCCCAACGCCCACUCAUUCAGAGACACAAGAUUGUCUAGAUGCUAGGAAACUUUCAAGUCCACCAAGCAACUUGAGUACACUUCCCACCUUGUCGCAGACCUUGUCUCAGAGUAGUUCUUUGCAAGUCCUACGCCCACAAGGCGUUAGUCUCACUCCAAGCCUAGCUAAUCACUACAGGGAUGACCUGGUUAACCAUGUCAGAGGUUGGCCUGCGGAUAUCCUUGAGAAGCAGGCUCAGAAAUAUAGUGAAGAGGCUCAUCAGCUUGGAAGCCUUCAGUGCACUCGUGUGUCAGCUGAAUUGAAGUCAGCACGCUCCAUUGUUAGGUUAACUGAAAUACAAGCAACUUUACAAGAACAGAGAGUACUCUGUAUUCGUCAGCAAAUUCAGUAUCUAGAAGAACUGAGAUCACAGCACUCAUUCAUGGCAGAUAAUGGUUAACCUUAAGUGUUAAUUAAUUGAAUGCAGUGUCUGCUUCAGCGCGGCUUGAUCCUGUUUGGUCCGGUUUUGGUAAGCCAGCCAUCAAUUCCAGCACAAGCUCAACCAAAUGAUCUACACAUUACUUCACUCGGUGCGGACACUGAGUUUGCUGCAUGGACCAAAGCAAAAUGAUAAGUAGAUUCUCUGAGACAAAUCUGUAUUGCCCAAAUCAAUGUGACACCUAAGGUUUCAAAUUAGCAAAUUAUUCAAUUCUGUCUGUUGGUACUUGCAAUAGCAAUGUACAGGCUGUGUGAAUUGCAUGCCUGAUAUUUCAUAUUAGCAAAUUCUUUCUACUGUGGUUUUGUGGUAUUUUAUUGGUGAAAACAGUGUUUGUCUGAAGUAACACAGGCUGAAUUUUCUUAAUUAGAGAAAUUUCUUAUUAGCUAAAUUUUUGAGAAAGUGUUAUGGCUGAAAUGAUCUGAACUAAUCCAAUUUAAGCUAGCUCAAAUAUUUUUCUGUCUGUUUGAAGAAGGAAUUGUACAUGGUAUCCAUUUGAUUACAUUUGGUGGAAUCUUUGUUAAAGAUGUAAGUGUAGCCUUGUUGUUCAUUCUGUCACUCAUUGCUGGUAUUUUUCUCUAUCAAUUAAGCUUUUUGUCAGCUUAAGAUGUGAUUUUGGGCAAGUUUUUCACCCACCUUAACAAAGAUACUGUAAAUAAAGGUUGUAACACUGCCGACAUGCAUCAAGUUUAUGUACCUACCGGAUUUUACAUAAAAUUGGGUUUGUUUCGCCCAUCUGAUGUUGGCAAUUGUAUUUCAAUCCAAAAGUAGUUACUUGUGAUAUACCGCUUCUGACGGCUAGUGUUUUACUGAUUUAUCAUUUUGUAAUGGCAUAGUAUUAUGUUCAUCUGUUAAGAAUCCAUUUUUUUUUUUGUUUAGUGUAUAUGUUGUGGACUUCAAAUCUGCUUUACAUUUCAUACAUGUUAUUUCCUUCAAAUGGCUUUACACAAUCUUACAAUUUUUUGAUCAUAUAUUUUUCUUAUUGUUUUACAUAACUCUCAUAACAAAGUUAAUGUAAUUGGGCUUUGAUCAUCUUUGUUCAUUAAUUAUACUCUGCAUGUACACUGUGAUUGCUAUCAUAAAGGGUUUUUGUCAAUCAUUCAUGGUUGGCGUCAUUUUCGAGGAAAGCUGCUAUCAUAAAGGGUUUUUAUCAAUCAUUCAUGGUUGAUGUCAUUUUCGAGGAAAGCUGCGGUAGACCAGAAUCGGACCUAGAAGCAAGCUGAGGCUGUUGCUGACUCUCAUUUUAAAUCAGUUAGCUUUUGUAAAUAUAAUUACUAAAAUUAAUAUUAUUGACUGGGCUUCUCAAGUUUUCAAUGAAUUGUUCAUUCUUCAUUCCUUUUCUGUGAGUUGUUUAAACUUUUUGAAAAUUCUUCUUGUAGGCACAAUUGAUGGAUGCAAACAGCAGAUUAAAGGACUGUUGGCUUCCAAUCAGUUGUGUCUUAAAUGCUACCUCUACCUAAAUUAAAUUUACAUGCAAAGCCUUUGACAUAAGUAUGAUGAAUCGUAAUUACUAGUUUUUAUAUUAGCAAAUGUAAUUUUCAAGCAGUUUGCAGGCUGCUUGAGAAGUCCAAUGGUUUGUAUGUGAUGUGAUCUGGAGGAUCUGGAGGACCAGCAGAAAGUGGAGUUUUGUGUGGAAACAUGCAUGGGAGAACACCAGCCAAUAUUCAUGAUAAGACUUGAUGGAACAAAUUUCCUAGGUAUCAGACUGGUGCAGCUAAACAAAUUAUUCUAAUAUAUUUGACUGGUGCGGCUAAUCAGUUUAUUCUGUGUGUCAGACUGGUGCAAUCAUCAAUUUGUUUUAUAGACGUUUGUUUUCUUUAUUAGCUGUGUGUAGAUAUUUUUUUUUUUUGUUAGAGGUGUGUAUGGCUGUGAGAAUGUAUUACGCUACAACCAACUUCGUAAUUAAAUUGUGAUUGAUUGCGCUACGUAACGUUAUCUGGUGUAAACAUUUGACAGGUCUAAGAUUCGUGAUCAUCUGGCGUAUUUCGUAUUUGUCAAACCAGCCUAAAUUACAAGAAUUAUUGAGCAGCACUGUGUUAUACCGUACUGAGCCGCUCAGCCUGUGGGAUCUCCCAAUAAACACAUACUUCACCUGAAAA